AUGAAGAUCUUCUGCGUUAUGGUUAUGAUACUGGCGACUGCAUGUGUGGCAGUACCCAUGAAAAGACACACGCGUGACGAGAAUAUUUCACAUGCAAAGCCCCGUUCCGAACAUAACCAAUCUCUCCAAGCCAGCAGACCACCUGGCUGUAGAGCUACUCGACCAUCACCAGCCACGAGCUCAACACCAACACCAACACCAACACCUACUCCAACACCCACGGCACCAAAACCCUACACAUUCAACAUCGAGAUUAGCAACGAGCGCCAGCAUAUCGGGAGUUUUUACGGCACCUUCAUCCGUGACGAUUUCAGGAAAUUCCUCGAAAAGAAGUGCUCAAAAGGCGGGCAACCAUGCAAAACCAGCGUACAUACUUUUGUCAGCAUCGAGCACUCAAACAAGGGUGGCACCGUUGAAAGAUCCAAAGCCGAUGUACAUAUCGCCAGCGCCUCUAUCCCAGAAGAAUACCGCAAAGGUCUGCAGCAAGCUUUCAUCGAGCAGAUCGCAGACACGUUCAUGCUUGCCACCAUCGACGACAAGAACUGUUACAAGUUUGAUCGCAAGUCGACCAUAUGCGCGCUCUGCAAAAAUUCGUGGUGCGUGGUGCUGCCGGAUCGCGAUAACAAGCUUGAUGAGCCGGAUAAGCGCGGUAGAGUCAUCAGGUGGUGCAAUGCGCCGGCGUAUGUGAAGGUGAGUGUCUCGGAUUCUGAUGGGAAGGAGGUUGCACAUAUGAGGGUCGAUCUAAAAUUCAGGGGCGUCACGGACCAGGGGAAGUUUGAUUGUGUCGGUACUAUAGCUGCUGUUGACGGGAACGCGCGCGAUAACCGGCAGGGUAAGCUGGAGGAAGCUAUGGGCGGUAAAGACUUCGAUACAGCGGUGACUUGUUCGAGCCAGGAGGUUACAGGGAGCUGUCCGAAUGAGGAGUGUUUGUAUCAGGUAGGUUCCUGCUUCAAAUGA
This is a messenger RNA of Cucurbitaria berberidis CBS 394.84, 957 nucleotides long. RefSeq lists its product as uncharacterized. The coding region runs from base 1 to 957 and encodes 318 amino acids. NCBI's taxonomy places the organism in Eukaryota, Fungi, Ascomycota, Dothideomycetes, Pleosporales, Cucurbitariaceae. The transcript has a single exon. The record is from RefSeq and is a predicted model, not a curated record.